AUGGGUCUCUCACUGGGCAACGACCUCUGGAUCCUGCUUGUCUCGUUACUUGUGGCCAUUGUCACAUCAUUGGUCGUAGCACUCGCUCCGUAUACCUGGGCCAGCUUGCGACCGAAGAACUUCCCCCCAGGACCAAAGCCACUGCCAUUGAUAGGAAAUCUGAAUCUGAUUCCUCCGUCGAAGGCAUUCUUACUUUUCCACCAAUGGACAAAGAAGUACGGUCCCAUAAUCGGACUCAAAUUCGGCCCAACAAACGUCGUGGUCCUUAAUAACUGGAAAGACGUUCAAGAACUCCUCGAGAAACGCGGCCACAUCUACUCCUCCCGCCCAGACAACUACAUCGCCAACGAGCUCAUCUGCAAGAACCACACCCAUAUCCUCUUCGCCCCAUACGGCGACGGCUGGAAAGCCCUGCGCAAAGCAGCCCAGGGCCUCUUCACCCCGCGCGAACUCGCCGGCGUCCUCCCCAUCCAAGAAGCCGAGGCCACCCAGACGGCAUUCGACCUAAUCCGUUCCCCAGACCGGUACUACGAACACAUUCAGCGAUACACGACAGCCGUUAUCCUCGCCUCAGUCUUUGGUCAACGCGGCGCAGACUUCAAUUCACCGAACGUACAGGCUCUCUACGACGUUCAGAAUCGAUUCACUGCGCUCCUGGAACCUGGCGCCGCACCGCCAGUCGACGGGAUCACGUUCCUGCGGCAUAUUCCUGAGUUCCUAGCGCCGUGGAAGCGCAGGGCGAAGGAGAUUCGACGAGACCAGCGCGCGUUGUAUUUUCGGCUUUAUAAUGCGACAAAAGAGCGGAUGGCUAAGGGAAUUAGGACGGGGUGCUUUAUGGAGAAGCUCAUUGAUGAUCAGGUAAAGAACGGAUUGGACGAUGAGCAUACGACGUAUCUUGGUGGGAUCCUCAUGGAGGCCGGCUCUGAUACGACUUCGUCGACGCUUCUGUCGUUCCUGCUGGCUGUGCUUGAAAAUCCGGGUGCAUUGAAGCGCGUUCAAGAAGAUGUUGAUCGGGUUGUUGGGACAGAGAGGUCCCCCACCAUGAAUGACUUGGAGAAUCUGCCGUAUAUCGAGGCUUGUAUGCAUGAGAUCCUUCGCUGGAGACCUGUCGCAGCUGGCGGAAUUCCACACAUGCUCACCCAAACAGACACAUAUAAGGACUACAUUUUCCCUGCAGGCACAAUAUUCUUUGCAAACACCUGGGCAAUCCACCAUGACGAGACCGAGUACUCCAAUCCCGCCAUUUUUAACCCGGACCGCUGGCUCGACGGGAACAAAUACGGCACAAAAGACAACAACAGCACGCUUGACUCGACCGCACAGCGCAAAACGUCCUAUGGCUGGGGUGCAGGGCGGCGGAUCUGCUCAGGCCAGAAAAUGGCCGAGGCCUCGUUGAAGAUCAAUAUUGCGAAGCUGGUCUGGGCGUUUGAUUUUGAGCGGGUUAAAGGUGAGGAGAACGUUGAUAUAUCCGUGGACACUGGGUAUGAAGGCGGGUUUCUGGUUUGCCCGAAGAAAUUUCCGAUCAAGAUUACACCGAGGAGUGAGGGGCGUGCGGCUGUUAUAGAGAAGGAGUUUGAGGGGUUGAAGGGGUUUUAUGAGAAGUUAGCUGCAUAG
This is a messenger RNA of Aspergillus nidulans FGSC A4, 1614 nucleotides long. RefSeq names its product protein CYP665A1. The coding region runs from base 1 to 1614 and encodes 537 amino acids. The transcript is spliced from 4 exons. The record is from RefSeq and is a predicted model, not a curated record. Gene Ontology annotation, molecular function: oxidoreductase activity, acting on paired donors, with incorporation or reduction of molecular oxygen; heme binding; monooxygenase activity. Gene Ontology annotation, biological process: secondary metabolite biosynthetic process. NCBI's taxonomy places the organism in Eukaryota, Fungi, Ascomycota, Eurotiomycetes, Eurotiales, Aspergillaceae.